UUAAAUAUAGGAAGGUGCGUAUAACACUGUUGAUAUCAUGCAGACCAAGUUUAUCCUCCCAGAUAGUGGAGAAAAGUGGGUGAUCCAAGCAAUUCGGGAUGCUUGGAAGCGGUUCAAGGGAAAGAUUAAGCAGAAGCACUUUGUUCCCUUUGAUACCAUCGAAGAUAUGGUGAAAAAUCGACCGACACAAGUUCCAGAAAGUCAAUUCAUAAAAUUGAUCUAUUAUUGGAGUCAUCCUACAAUCCAGCGCGCGACAAAGGAAACAAAUGAGGAACCAAAAAGGUUUGAAAUGUUCCUUGCUACUCGAACAAGUCGGAAAAGGAAGGAAGUUGAUCAGGAAACACAAGAUGCAAUUGAUGAAUUCCAAAACCGGCAAGCUGCUGGUGAAACAGAUGAGGAAGCUUUUGAGUCUUUAUUUGGAAAAGAACAACCAGGUCGGGUUAGGUGCUAUGGAAGAUCAGUUACACUAAGUGACUUAAAAAAGUAUGCAAAAAUUUCUGAACUCAAGCAACAGCACCAAGAGGAAGUCACAUCUUUGAAGGCUGAACUUGGAGACAUGAAGGCCAAACAGCAGCACCAAGAGGCUGACCUUCAUGGAUUGCGAAAUAUGAUUAAGUUACUAGUUCAGCGAUCUGAACCUGGAAUGAGGCCGGAAGAAAUUGAAGCUUUGUUACAAGAUGCCCAACACUCUCCAAUUGAUGCAAAUAGCGCUCAUGGAUCAACACAUAUUCCAAACAUAAAUAUGGAUAAUUCUGAAGAUGCGAGUGAAGAUUGAGAUGCUUAUCAUGAUGGUUUAUUGACGAAUAUGGAAAUUGAAAGAUGUAUGGUUGAUGAUGAUGUCUUUUAUUAGAAGCUAAGAUACAUUUAUAUGAUAUAAUAUUUUGAUUUUUCCUAGUUUAUUAGUAGUAAACUCUAAGUGCAUUAUAUGAGUAUACUUAUUCUAGUUUGA
This is a messenger RNA of Arachis ipaensis, 949 nucleotides long. Lineage: Eukaryota; Viridiplantae; Streptophyta; Magnoliopsida; Fabales; Fabaceae. The record is from RefSeq and is a predicted model, not a curated record.